Bradysia coprophila is the source of this 2651-nucleotide messenger RNA. It is a transcript of the gene Rap1, whose product is annotated as RAS oncogene family member Rap1. Gene Ontology annotation, cellular component: membrane. The record is from RefSeq and is a predicted model, not a curated record. Lineage: Eukaryota; Metazoa; Arthropoda; Insecta; Diptera; Sciaridae. Gene Ontology annotation, biological process: Rap protein signal transduction. Gene Ontology annotation, molecular function: GTP binding; GTPase activity.
UGGAUUGACAUUUAAAAAAUGAACAUCGUGUUGUAUAUUAAAAAAAACACACAAAGCCAACACAACCAUAGGCAAAUACACGUAUCCCUGUAGUGCAUAUGUACUUGUUGUUCAUGUCACGUUGCCAACUUGAUAGACAAGAAACGUAUAACUUUUAGUGACUCAGAAAAUAUAAUAUUUGAAGUCAGUAAGGGUGUGUAUGGGUGUGAAAAAGAUUAUUAGUUCGGAUUAAAACUAACUUUUUAUUCAUAAAAUUGUUUGUCGCUUGUUCACAAAACUAAAUUCGAUCCGAAGCGGUUCCAGUGUAAUAACGGAAUAACACGUAUGGUGAAGAAUUCAUCAAGAAAAAAAAUUUUGAUCGUGAAAUUUUUGUGUGAAAUAGUCACCUUAAAAACGGAAUACUGAAAACCGCUAGACAGCAAAGUGCAAACGGACGGAAAAAUGCGUGAAUACAAAAUAGUUGUUCUUGGUAGUGGUGGUGUGGGAAAGUCAGCGUUGACAGUGCAAUUCGUACAGGGCAUAUUCGUUGAGAAGUAUGAUCCAACGAUUGAGGACAGUUAUCGCAAACAGGUCGAAGUGGAGGGACAGCAGUGCAUGCUCGAAAUUCUCGAUACGGCUGGAACUGAACAAUUUACUGCAAUGCGAGAUCUAUACAUGAAAAAUGGACAAGGAUUUGUGUUAGUCUAUUCGAUAACAGCUCAGUCGACGUUUAACGAUCUACAAGACUUACGGGAACAAAUAUUAAGAGUCAAAGAUACAGACGAUGUCCCAAUGGUACUUGUAGGCAACAAAUGUGAUUUGGAAGAUGAACGAGUGGUCGGAAAGGAAUUGGGUAAAAGUUUAGCCAAUCAAUUCAAUUGUGCUUUCAUGGAAACAUCAGCCAAAGCAAAAAUUAGUGUUAAUGAUAUAUUUUAUGACUUAGUUCGACAAAUCAAUAGAAAAUCACCGGAAAAGAAACAAAAACAAAAAAAGAAAUCGAUCUGUGUACUGCUAUAAGUAAGUGUUUGUAGUUAAAAUGGUUGACAUAAAUUGAUUUUUUCGUUGGUUUCAAUUUCAACUUAUAAAAAAAGUUCACAUUACAAUUUACAAAAGGUAAAUAGAAAAUCAUUUAGCGGAUGUUUCCAAAAUAAACCAACAACAACAACAAAACUCCGUUUGGAUAUAAUAAUUUCACAAAUUUUGUUUUCUUUGAAUUAUUUUUUUUUAUUUUCAUUUUUUUUAUUAAUUAUUUUGCUGCAUUUUUUCAUUCAAAGUCGAAGCAUUUUUCAAUGUUUAAGUCUUAGUCUUUUUUUCCUACUUUAUUGGUUCAUUCUUAUCGAAAACAGUUGUUAAGACUAAAAUUAAAUUUACAAAGUCAACACACAAUUAUGUCGUUUAAACGAAAGAAUUUUUUAUUUUUGUUUUCUAUGAUUUAAUUAGCCAACAAGCCAUUGAUAAAAUACGUGUCAAAAAGAAAACUAUUAUUACUACUGCAGUUAAAUAAAGAUUAUUUUUAAAGGAAUUUUUUAUUUAAUCUUUUUCACUUCAAAUAGCACAAAACAUUUUUUGUUCGGUUAAAACGAUCAGAAAAUUUUUAGUUAAAAAUUGAGAAUCUCAAAAUGAUUUGAGUUCAUUUCUCAACCAGCCAAUUAAGAAUUUUUUUUGCCAACAAUGAAAAAUUAUUCCAAAAUUAAAGCACUGUGUGUAGCCUCUAUGAAUGUUGUACAUAAUACCACACAAAGUAAUAUGAAAUCUCGAGACUCCGGCACAAUCCACUGAAAACCCAAUGAAAUGGAAUAAUAUCAUCAGUCCUUUUUUGAAGUCGAUGAACUGACCAUAUAUCCCAGUAUUGGAGGAAAUUAUUCCGUUGAAUUUCUUAGAUUCCUUAAAUUUUCUAUAUUUAUUGAAACUUCUUCAAAAACUUCCAUAUCUUGUGCAGAUUUAGCAAAUCCAAUUUUUUUUAUUUCUAAGUUUCGGAAUAGGUCGACCGAGGUCGACAGCGGUCAAAUAUGGUCGCGAUCUGAAAAUUCAGGUCAGGUUAGGUAAUUUUUUUCAAGAUUACCUGACCAGACCUGAACCUGAAUUUCUAAAACCUGUCAGGUCAGCUUACCUGUCAGUUCAGCUUUUAGGCAUAUCUGAAAAAUUGCACCGGUCGACCUGAUUUACCUGACUUGACUUUCACUUUCAGUUUCAGGUCAAUGCAGGUCAGGUUAAAAUUUUUAGAAUCAGGUUGAGGUCAAAACAGGUUUCAGGUAAUUUCAGGUCAGUUUCAGGCAAACCUGUUCCGAGCCUUAAUUCCCUUACCUUCCGCAAUCCCAAUUUUACCAAAUAUUCAUCACUAAAAUUUCCUUAAAUUUAUCCUUACUUUUGACCAAAAUUCCGGUAGCACACGAGCCCUGCAUAAUUAAAGAGAAUUCGUUGAAAUUCAAUGAAAUUUAGCGAAAUAAUUUCCUCAAACAUCACGAUGGUGACAAAAGGUGACACACUGUCGAGAGAUUAUCUAUACGCAAAAAGGUUCCCAGUUUGAAGAGCAACAUAAUUUAUUUUCCGCUUCUACUUAAAAUAAUUUUAGCCAAAAUUUACUGCUUAUGAAAUUGUGAAGAAAAUAUCAAGGCGAAAUUCUGUUGUCAAGCAACGAUGUAAAAAUGAUUUAUACAAAAGUAAAAGAAAAA